This is a messenger RNA of Aspergillus terreus NIH2624, 1713 nucleotides long. RefSeq names its product putative isoamyl alcohol oxidase. The transcript is spliced from 3 exons. The record is from RefSeq and is a predicted model, not a curated record. The coding region runs from base 1 to 1713 and encodes 570 amino acids. Gene Ontology annotation, molecular function: FAD binding; oxidoreductase activity. Lineage: Eukaryota; Fungi; Ascomycota; Eurotiomycetes; Eurotiales; Aspergillaceae.
AUGAAGGCUUCCUGGGCCAUUGCGGCCACCGUCGCCGCUCUCCCGCUGGGCGCACUGUCCACUACCUGCCACUGUCUCCCCGGGGAUGCGUGCUGGCCGUCUUCCGCCCGCUGGAACGCCCUCAACACCACCGUCGGCGGUCGCCUGGUGGCCACCGUGCCCAUUGGCACCCCUUGCCAUGAUCCCACCUACGAUGAGGCCGCCUGCAAGUCCCUGCAGAACGACUGGUACUUGCCGCAGACUCACUUCGUCUCGUCCUCCUCGGUGAUGCAGAGCUACUGGGCCAACCAGAGCUGCGAUCCCUUCACCUCCCAGUCCAGCCCAUGCCGGCUGGGCAACUAUGUGAGCUACGCCGUGGACGUCCGCUCGACGGACGACGUCGUGGCCGCCAUCAAGUUCGCCAAAUCCAACAACCUCCGUUUCGUCAUCCGCAACACCGGCCAUGAUUACAUGGGCCGCUCGACCGGUGCCGGCGCGCUGUCCGUCUGGACGCACAACCUGAACGCGGUCGAAUACCAGGACUGGUCCGAUGCCACCUACUCCGGCCCGGCCUACAAGCUCGGCAGCGGUGUCAUGGGCUACCAGGUGCUGGACGCUCUCCAGGGCACCGGCCAUGUGCUUGUGGGCGGCGAGUGUCCCACCGUCGGUCUGGCCGGCGGAUACACGCAGGGCGGCGGCCACUCGGCGCUGAGCACCGCCUUUGGCCUGGGCGCCGACCAGACGCUCUCCUUCGAGGUGGUCACGGCCGCCGGCGCCGUCGUCACGGCCUCGCGCACCGAGAACACCGAUCUCUACUGGGCGCUGAGCGGCGGCGGUGCCGGCAACUACGGCGUCGUGACCUCCGUCACCGUCAAAGCCCACCCGGACGCCCCCGUCGCCGGCGCCGCGCUGCGCUUCACCACCGCCAACAUCACCACCGACGUCUUCUUCGACGCCGUCGCGCGCUUCCACACCCUCCUCCCGGCCAUGGUCGACGCCGGCACCACCGUCAUCUACCAGAUGACCGCCUUCCGCCUUCAUCAUCAACCGGCUGACGGCCUACAACAAGUCCACGACGGACGUCAAGACCAUCUGCGGCCUUUCCUGCGCGCCCUUGGCCGAACUUCGCCAUCCCCUACUCCGUCGCCGUACUCCCGCCUCCGCCUCUACUACGGCCACUACGAGAAAGUACAUGAGCCCGCUGCCCUACGAGUAACCUCGAGGUCAGCCCAGUUCAACUACGGCGGCCGCCUGCUCCCGCGCGCCACCCUCGACGCCAACGCGGCCGGCCUCGCCGCCGCCCUGCGCCACAUCACCGACGCCGGCCUCAUCGCCGUCGGCGUCGGCAUGAACGUCUCCGCCGCCAAUGACGUCCCCAACGCCGUCUUUGCGCCCCUCCGCAACGCCGCCGUCACCAUGCAGAUCGGCUCCUUCUGGAACGAGACCGCCCCCUGGUCCGACAUGGUCGCCGACCAGUGGGCCAUCACGGACGACUACGUCCCCGCCCUCGAGGCCGUCACGCCGGGUUCCGGCGCGUACCAGAACGAGGCCAACUUCCGCCAGCCCAACUGGCAGGAGACCUUCUUCGGCGAGAACUACGACAAGCUGCUCCGCGUCAAGGAGAAGUGGGAUCCCGACCAUUUCUUCUACGUGUUCAAGGGCGUCGGGAGUGAGUAUUGGUCCGUGGCGGAGUCGGGGCGCAUGUGCAAGUCGUCGGCGUCUUGCAAGGCGUAG